Molecule: messenger RNA, 1152 nt
Organism: Anopheles maculipalpis
Lineage: Eukaryota; Metazoa; Arthropoda; Insecta; Diptera; Culicidae
Product: zwei Ig domain protein zig-8-like
Exons: 9
Coding region: 67-1152 (361 amino acids)
Biological process (GO): synapse organization
Cellular component (GO): neuron projection membrane
Source: RefSeq, a predicted model, not a curated record
GUUGAUUGCGAGCAACGUGGCGCAUUUAUCAAACCAUUUAUGUGCAGUGUGAAGUAAUUAGUGAAGAUGUUCAAUCAAUUACUCUUCUAUGUUGGAGUCUACAUACUACUGUUGCAAAGCAGAAUUGAAGUUUCCGUCAGCUCAAGCAUGAUGACCACCACGACUGAGGAGUCGGCCGCUUUACAACCGUACUUUGAUUUUGACGUGCCCCGCAAUCUAACCGUAACCGUAGGUCAGACCGGGUUCCUACACUGCCGCGUGGAACGUCUUGGGGAUAAGGAUGUGGCGUGGAUUCGAAAACGAGAUAUACACAUACUUACAACAGGAGCUUCAACGUACACCUCGGAUCAACGUUUUCAGGUCAUCCACCCGGAAGGUUCCGUCAAUUGGACGCUGCAGAUAAAAUAUCCUCAAAUACGCGACACGGGCGUGUACGAGUGUCAAAUUAACACGGAACCAAAAAUGUCACUAUCUUACAUACUAAACGUUAUUGAACUGCGGGCGAGAAUUCUUGGUCCAGCGGACAUAUUUGUCAAAUCUGAUAGCGAAAUCACGAUGACGUGCGUUAUUCAGCAGGGACCACAUGAGCUAGGGACAAUUUUUUGGUACAAAGGAUCUACACUCAUCGAGCCGAUGGCCCAAGAAAAUGAGCUACUUUCUAGCGAAAAUCGUAGGAUUACUGUCGAAACGGAUUGGACGGAAGUUUUGACAUCUAGGUUAAAAAUCAAAAGGGUUGUACAAAGCGAUACAGGAAACUAUACGUGUGUUCCAACGAUGGCAAAGUCGGCAAGCGUCUAUGCCCAUGUGAUUAGCGGUGAACACCCGGCCGCGAUGCAGCACAAUGCCGCACCCAAGCAAGUGUCUCGAGCGCUCUGGCUGCUGCACACGGCCUGUAUCAUAUGUUUAGGUGAGGUAGCAUUAAUACGAUAUUUGCUAGGCAAAAUCAGACUGAUCGGACGAAUCCGCAAAACUGGAGCCAGGCUCACCGCGCAAGUCAGUUUGCCGGCUGCAGCUCAUGUGCCUGAUCGAGAGUCCCAGUCCGGUGGUCCAGAAAUGAUCGAAGGAACGCGGCCAGGCUCACCGCGCAAGUCAGUUUGCCGGCUGCAGCUCAUGUACCUGAUCGAGAGUCCCAGUCCGGUGGUCCAGAAAUGA